This is a messenger RNA of Emiliania huxleyi CCMP1516, 2476 nucleotides long. RefSeq lists its product as hypothetical. The coding region runs from base 20 to 2476 and encodes 818 amino acids. NCBI's taxonomy places the organism in Eukaryota, Haptophyta, Isochrysidales, Noelaerhabdaceae. The transcript is spliced from 6 exons. The record is from RefSeq and is a predicted model, not a curated record. Gene Ontology annotation, cellular component: GARP complex; membrane; EARP complex. Gene Ontology annotation, biological process: Golgi organization; retrograde transport, endosome to Golgi; endocytic recycling.
CCAUCUUGGGACAAGAAUAAUGGCGCAGCCCACGACGACGCCGCGCCGGCGGCGUGGCUCGCUGCUCACCUCCUAUUACGGCGGCACGACGGACGCCAGCGGCGCGCCGGCCGAGGCCUCCGUGGAUCCCUUGGACGACAUGAACAUCGACACGGACGGCUUCAACGCGCCAAAGUACGUCGGCUCGCUGCUGCAGUACAAGAGCCUCGAGCAGCUGGUGGGGCGCGGCAACUCGAUGGUGUCGGAGAUCAAGUCGCUCGACAGCGACAUGCAGAUGCUCGUCUACGAAAACUACUCCAAGUUCAUCUCGGCCACCGAUACGAUUCAGGAGAUGAAGGAGCGCGUCGACGGGAUGGAGGGCGCGAUGAAGGCGCUCGAGGACAACUUUGGGUACAUCUCGCGGGCGAGCGAGGCGGUCUCCUCAUCCUUCUCCGCGCGGCGCGGCGAGCUCGAGCGGCUCAACACGGUCAAGAAGACGCUCAAGAAGCUCCAGUUCCUGAUGGACCUCCCCGCGCGGCUGCAAGACUGCAUCGCAGAGGGAGAGCUCGCGCUGGCGGUGCGGUGCCACGCAAAGGCGGUCAAGAUCAUGGCGGCGGCGGGCAAGCACGCGGCCGGCUUCGACGGCAUCCGAUCCGAGUGCGAGCAGAUCAUGGCCCGCCUCUCCUCGAGCCUGCACGAGCGGCUCGAAGACGAGUCCCUCCCGCCCGACGCCCUCUGCGAGACCGUCUGGCUCCUCCUCCGCCUCGGCGGCAGAGAGGACUCCCUCCUCCCGACCUUCCUCGAGCGGCGGCGCAAGGCACUCACCACCGCCAUCAACGCCUUCACGCCCGCGGUCGGCGCCGAUGCCGCCGCCGACGCCGACGCCGCCGCCGACGCCGCUGCCGACGCCGCCGAGGGCGACGCCGCGGAGGCGCCGGAGGCUGGAGAGGGCGACGGCGCGGGCGGGCGCGGCGAGGGGCUGUUGCCCGCCCGCGCGCCGACGCGGAGCGUGACCGCGGAGCACACGCGCCAGCUGGGCGCGCUGGUGGUGCCGCAGCUGCUCGAGCUCGUCGCCGCGUGGCGCGACAAGUUUGGCGGCGAGGGCGGCGGCGGAGAGGCAGAGGCCUCGCGCGAGCGCAAGGAGGGGAUGCUGGCCGAGUGCGUGGGCGAGGUGUGCGGCGCGCUGCUCGAGGCGGUGCGGCAGCUGAUGAGCGAGGAGGCGGUCCCGUCCGAGGAGCUGCUCGAGGGGUGUGGCGAGCUGCUCGACGCCAUCGCGCCGCUGCACGAGGAGCUCCCCGCCGCCAAGCUGCAGCUGCGCGCGACGCGACUCGCAGAGGGGCUCGCGCGCCGGUCGGUCGAGCAGCAGCUGGCGCGGCUCGGCGACCGCCUCUCCGGUGCGGUGGAGGAGAUGGCGUCGCCGGACCCGGACGGAGACGCCCCCUCCGGCUCCCUGCACGCAGAGCUGCGCGCCGUCGGGGGCACCGCCUCACUGUGCGUGCGCGACGCCCUCUCGCUCGUCGCGCCGCUGCUCGCGCCGCUCUGCGAGCAGCUGCGCACGCGUGCGGACGGGAUGGCGCUCCACCUCGUGCAGCGCCUGCACGCGGCGGUGCGCUGCAUGCUCACAAAGGCGCUCGCGCCGCGCCGCGCCCCGCGCGCCGUGCUGCUCUGCGCGGGCUGCUGCCUGCAGAUGGCGGCCGGCGGGGUGGCGGACGUGCCAGAGGCGCUGCGGCAGCUGCUUGCGCCGCAGGGCCUCGCGGGCGCCGCACUCGGCUUCGAUUCGGCGGCGCUCACGGCAGACUUCCGUGCGGCGGCCGACUCGCUGCUGCAGCGUUUCGUCGAGAUGCAGGCGCAAGCCCUCUCGCGCCACCUCUCGCGCCGCGUGCAGGCCACCGACUGGCUCAACUGCCCUCCGCCGAACGGAGUGACGCCGCUGGUGCGCACGCUGGUCGCCGAGCUGAGGGCGAUGCAGCGCGUCGCCGCCUCCCUCUUCCCCUCCGAGCCGCUCAAGCCGAUGCUGCCGCAGGGGCCGUUCCCCCCGAUGACGCCGCUUGAGCAGCAGCUCGCCGUCAAGCUCGCCGCGUCGGCGGGCGGCGGGGGCGGGACGGCGUCCAUCCAGAUGGACCUGCAGCGCAUCUUUGCGCGCAAGGUGUCGUUCGAGGCGGGCGGCUUUGACGGCGGCGGAAAAAACGCUCGCGGCCGCGAGCCCACGCUGGGCGGGAUGGUCGGCCACGUUGCCAAGCUGACUCUCAAGACGCUGGUGGAGGAGGUGCGGUGCGCCACCUUUUCUAAGCACGGCUUCCAGCAGAUGCAGGUCGACGCGGCGAUGCUGCGCUGGGUCCUCCCCGCCGCCGCCGACGGCGAGCCCCUCCUUGCCCUCCUCGACGAGGCGUUCCUCUCGUGCCAGGAGCGCUCUCUCGAGUGCGUGCCGCUCGAGCACACCGUGCUCGAGGCCUUUUGCGAGAACGAGCGGCGCAGCCUGCUCGCCGCCAUCCACUAG